UAAUGUUGAAGACUAGAAAGUAAAUAGAUCCGCAGUACGGCGCUAGGGUAGAAUGCUACAUGCCAAAAGGAUGUUUUUAAAAAAUAUUUUAGUCGUUAAAAUCCAAAAACCAAGUCGCCGAUUUACAUUGUUUAUCUGCGUAUCGUUAUAGAAGGAGUUUGUGUCAUUUGUAGUGUAUUCGUGCUGCGAAUAACAACAGACAGACGCUCGCCUUUGUGAUCGAGUGACAAACAAGUCUCACCAGUCUGGGAGGGGACUUGCGUUAUCAAUACUCAAACAACCGUUGGGGGUAUAAACACUGAAACAGACUGGAUCGUUAUUAAUUUACAGAGAGCUGCAGGGAAUGAAAGUAAACGACAUUAGUGAUUUAUUUUUGUGUUCUUGGCUGUGAGGUCUAAAUGUUGUAUAUUGGUCUCUACAACAACAUAAAAACAUACAAUUUUUUUGCCCUGCCUAUUUGAUUUUGAAAUGCGACGGGACGACAGUAUUCCUGCAAUAGCGACACAGCUGCGGUACUCACAGCUCUGCCGAAAGCAUCUGGAAGAGAAGGGGAUACUGGACAGGAGGUUCCGGCUGCAGAAGCUGCCUGAUGCCACAGUGGCAUUGCCUGUUCUGUGUGCCAGAGUGCCAGAGUUAACCCUCCGGGUCCUCCAGGACACUGUGGCUCCUGGGAGCACCUGCACCAUUACAUACAUCCAGAGCCCUGUUCCUUCAAAGAAGUCAAGCGUGAGAUCGUCUCAGCAGCAGCUUGAGGAGGCUCUGAAGGGCUUGGUGGAGCUCAGAGGGGAGGUGUGGAGCGAGGAGCUGGGUCAUGACCUGCCCCAGAGCUGGAAACGACAUGGAGAUCUGGCCAUCCUGGGAGAGGCCACCUUCAGGCAGCCAAUCUGGAAGACACUGGAGCCUGAGUUAUGGGAGGCAGUGGCGUCAACCCUGGGGGUGAAAAGGGUGGCUAGAAUGGGGCGAGUCUCUACAGACGGGUUCAGAACUCCCACUGUCACUCUGCUGUGGGGGCAGGACGGCUGGGUGCAGCAUGUGGACAAUGGGAUCAGGUACGAAUUUGAUGUGACAAAGUGCAUGUUUUCAUCGGGAAACAUCACCGAGAAGCUGAGGAUCGCCUCGUUUAACUGCAGUGGGGAGACAGUGGUUGAUUUGUAUGCAGGUAUUGGGUACUUCACCCUGCCUUAUCUGGUGCAUGCUGGUGCUUCCUUUGUCCAUGCUUGCGAGUGGAAUCCCCACGCGGUCAAUGCAUUGCGGAGAAACCUGGAACUCAAUGGAGCUGCCCAGCGCUGCCAGGUCCACCAAGGAGACAACCGGCAGCUCUCCCUGUGUGAUGUUGCUGACAGGGUGAAUUUGGGGUUGAUCCCUAGUUCAGAGGAGGGCUGGCCCACAGCGUGCCGUCUAUUAAAGCGCGAGACAGGCGGUGUCCUCCACAUCCAUCAGAACGUCUCCUCUCGCCCGCAGAAACCCGACCCAGCGCUCCUCUUACAGAACCUUUGCCUCCAGGAGGUAUCUGACUCCAGCAGCCCUGCAGGGAAGGCCGCACGUGAGUUGGACACAGCAGACAGCAGGGAGUCUGCUUCAGGGCUUGACUGCAGAGACUCCAUGAGGACAGCUGUGAAAGCAGAGUGGCAGGCAUGGUCGAAGGCUGCAGCAUGCCGUAUAGCUGCACUCCUCCUGGAGAUCCAGGGACAGCCUUGGAGGACACACAUCCUACACAUAGAGCAUGUCAAGUCCUACGCACCCCACGUUGAUCACAUUGUAUUGGAUUUGGACUGCAGACCCACCUGAGUUGUGAUGGGCACAUGUUUGUAUGUCUUGGAAACAAAGGUUGAUAUCAGCAAUUGAAAAUGUACCCCUCCCCUUACAAAAUCCCUUUUUACAGUACAAUUGAAUCAACGUGAUUGCUUGCUAUCUUUUAACAUU
This is a messenger RNA of Polyodon spathula (Mississippi paddlefish), 1923 nucleotides long. RefSeq names its product tRNA wybutosine-synthesizing protein 2 homolog. Gene Ontology annotation, biological process: tRNA methylation. NCBI's taxonomy places the organism in Eukaryota, Metazoa, Chordata, Actinopteri, Acipenseriformes, Polyodontidae. The coding region runs from base 469 to 1788 and encodes 439 amino acids. The transcript is spliced from 7 exons. Gene Ontology annotation, cellular component: cytoplasm. Gene Ontology annotation, molecular function: tRNA methyltransferase activity. The record is from RefSeq and is a predicted model, not a curated record.